AGUCUUACAUAACGUCAUAUUAAAUAUGACGCAUCAAUUGGUACAACGUAUGAAGUAAGAUGUGCCGCGAUGAGCUACAGUUAUCGAUAGAGACUCGUACGCGUAGUAUCAUUCGCACACAAAAAGCGGUUUUGACAAUCUGCGCGUGCAUUUGUGAAACCAAUUUGGAUAAGAUUUGCAACGAAAUUUACCAUGGAGUACUGGACGAUAUUGUUAUCCAUUUUGAUAGGAGUUCUGGGAAUAUAUUAUCUUUAUAAAAAAUUUCAUUACUUCAAAAGACAUAAUGUUAUUCACAUAACGCCCACUCCUAUAUUCGGUUGUAUGACGCCGUUUAUAUUUCGCCAAAUGUCAAUUGGUGAUUUCAGCGAGAAACUAUACACUUUCAAUCCAGAUGCCAAGUAUAUUGGAAUCUAUGCCAUGACGCAACCUGUCAUUCUGUUUCGCGAUCCAGAACUCAUCAAGGAGAUUUUCAUCAAGAACUUUGAGGCCUUUCCUAAUCGCCUGGGAUUUAGUUUCAUACACGAUCCCUUAUUUUCAAAGAAUUUAUUUUCUCUUCAGGGGCAGAAAUGGAAAGACGUGAGAACAUUACUGAGUCCUGCUUUUACAUCCAGCAAAAUAAAAACCAUGUUUACAUUAAUGUCGGAGUGUGCAAUAGAUUUUACGAAAUCUCUGUCGGAAAUGUCAGCAAAUAAAAGCGAUAUGGAUAUGAAGGACGCUUUCACCAAAUACACGAAUGAUGUGAUUGCCUCGUGCGCUUUUGGAAUUAAAGUUAAUUCUAUAAGUGACCCCACGAACAAAUUCUACGUUUACGGUAAAGAAGCCAUAAACUUCCAAGGUCUACGUGCCUACAAAUUCUUUUUUUUCUCAACCUUCCCGUGGCUUACACGACUUCUGGGUUUAAAAUUCCUAAGCGACGAAGUAGGACAUUUCUUCAGGAAUAUUAUUAAGUCCACAAUUCAUACCCGUGACACUGAGAAUAUUACACGUCCUGACAUGAUACAACUGAUGAUGGAUAUCAGAGGUAAACGUGAGUCUGAAAGAGAACUCAGCAUUGAGGACAUGACUGCACAAGCCUUUAUCUUUUUCCUCGGUGGUUUCGAAACUAGCUCUACCGCAAUGUCCUUCAUUGCUCAGGAAAUCACGGCAAAUCCAGACGUCCAAGCAAAUUUACAGAAAGAAAUUGAUAAAACUCUGCAGGAUUCAAACGGUGAAGUGACUUAUGAAGUUAUUAAUCGUCUUGAAUAUUUAGACGCAGUAAUAAACGAAGUUCUCAGAUUGUACCCACCUAUCGCCUUCUUGGAAAGAUUAUGUGAAAAAGAUUAUGAAUUACCACCUUCACUGCCAAAUGAGAAGCCUUUUACUUUGAAAAAAGGUAUGGCUGUUUGGGUUCCAGUUUAUUCACUUCAGCGUGAUGAGAAAUACUAUGAUGUACCAGAGAAAUUUAAUCCAGAGAGAUCCUUGGGCAACAACUCUCUAUGUUACAUACCAUUCGGAUUAGGACCGCGAAUGUGCAUAGCCAACAGGUUUGCCAUGCUGGAGAUCAAGGUCUUGAUAUUUCAUCUACUGGCGCGGUACGAGCUGAAACCUUCCUCAAAAUCCAUUUUUCCCAUAAAAUUAAGCAAAAAUUCAAAUAUCACAAUGACUCCGGAGGGUGGAUUCUGGUUGAGUGUUCAACGUAGAAGCAAUAUGCAUCCUACAAUAUUACAGUAAAAAGAUUCGAAGGCAGUGUUAAUAACUUUUGAACGCGUUUCAAAUGCAUCUACGGUUGACCGAUCUAUAUGAAUUUUGAUUAUAGAUAAUGGGAGAGAAAAUAUUUCAUGGAAAUUCUAUAUAUAUAUAAACUUUG
Molecule: messenger RNA, 1846 nt
Organism: Harpegnathos saltator (Jerdon's jumping ant)
Lineage: Eukaryota; Metazoa; Arthropoda; Insecta; Hymenoptera; Formicidae
Product: cytochrome P450 9e2
Exons: 1
Coding region: 193-1710 (505 amino acids)
Molecular function (GO): iron ion binding; heme binding; oxidoreductase activity, acting on paired donors, with incorporation or reduction of molecular oxygen
Source: RefSeq, a predicted model, not a curated record